Crotalus tigris (Tiger rattlesnake) is the source of this 1456-nucleotide messenger RNA. RefSeq names its product homeobox protein Nkx-2.4-like. Gene Ontology annotation, molecular function: DNA-binding transcription factor activity, RNA polymerase II-specific; RNA polymerase II cis-regulatory region sequence-specific DNA binding. Bases 334 to 1095 code for a protein of 253 amino acids. Gene Ontology annotation, cellular component: nucleus. The transcript is spliced from 2 exons. Gene Ontology annotation, biological process: regulation of transcription by RNA polymerase II; cell differentiation. The record is from RefSeq and is a predicted model, not a curated record. Lineage: Eukaryota; Metazoa; Chordata; Lepidosauria; Squamata; Viperidae.
CCAUCUCAGCUGAAAAAAGACGGGCUGCUUUCGGCUAUCCAGAGAGCUUGGUGGCUUCCGUUUAACCUGGCUGGGCUCUUGGCUGCUGUUAUUUGAUUAAGCUUAGCCAAAACAAGGGGAGGCUCCUUCUUCCUUCCCCCCCCCUCACCUUACCCCACCCCCAGGGUGGGAGGUGGAGUCCUUAAUCUUUGAUAAGGUGCAGACUUAAGAUAAAACAGCAAGAUUGUGGGCAGGAAGCUUUGCCUGCCUUUGGUGACCUGAGUCCCUCGGCCCAGGUGGUGGGAAGCUAGGAGAGAAAGGAUCCCAGAGGCAAACCUGCUACUGGUCCCAUCCAUGGAAGACUUCAAGGCCUUUGCUACGGACAGCCUGGAAGACUUUGCCCAGGUGAUGCCCGGGAACCAGCAGCCUGCCUUGGUGGGCUCUCGCCUCUCCCUGGCCCAUCGCCUCUCCCAAAACACCAUGCUGGGAUGCUACCCAGGGCCAGUCCCCAGCCCAGCUGAGUUGCCUGCCUACCCCCAGGAGGGCUUCCGGAAUGGGGAGUGGUACGCCCCCAGCCCACCAGAAGGACCCUACUCUCCAAUCUGCAGGUUUAUGGGCACCCCCGGCUUCGGCAUGCCCGGAGCGGAUUGCGUGGGCUACUUUGGGGAGAUGGUCAAGCUGCCCCCCUUCUCCGGAGGAAACCCCUCCAAGCGCAAACGCCGAGUGCUUUUCUCCCGCGCUCAAGUGCAGGAGCUGGAGAAGAGGUUUGAGAUGCAGAAAUACUUGACGGCCCCCGAAAGGGAACACCUGGCCACCGUCACCCGCCUCACCCCCAACCAGGUGAAGAUCUGGUUCCAGAACCAUCGCUACAAGCUGAAGAAGCUGAGCGGGCAGGCGGCGGAGGCCAAGGCUGGAUUGCAUCAGGAGGGCCCCCUGCCCUGCGACAGCAGCAGCAGCAGCACCGUGGCCCACCCCAGUGGCUACCCGUUCCACAGGACACCCCUGGACGAGAAGCUCCUCCUGCAGCAUCUGUCUCCCAGCCCCAGCUCCAGCGCCCACCCCCAAGCUGGCCUGGAACCCUCCGAAAGCGGUUUUCUCUUUGGCAAACCCUGGUAGUCUAUCCAGGUGACUACGCACAAGGGCUGAGCUAGAUGACUAGCUCCAUCCGGGGAGCGCGAGGGAGCUCAGCCGUUCUAGAAGGAGAGUUUUGUUUUAUUUUAUUUUAUUUAUAUAGCCGCCCGUCUUUCGACACGGGCUGGGCGGCUCCCGGUGGGAAAUCCUAUUAUCGAAUCAUAUUAAAACGCUAAAGCGAAGCCGAUGAGAAGAUCGGAAAGAACAACUGCCUGGCUUCAAAUCCAACUUCUAAAACAGUGGUUCUCAACCUUUUUAAUGCCGCGACCCCCGACCGGUCGUAAGUCGAGGACUACUCAACCGGUCGUAAGUCGAGGACUACUCAGCUGGUGCAGCACCAUUUGCA